Molecule: messenger RNA, 484 nt
Organism: Halteromyces radiatus
Lineage: Eukaryota; Fungi; Mucoromycota; Mucoromycetes; Mucorales; Cunninghamellaceae
Product: ribosomal protein L22e
Exons: 2
Coding region: 46-408 (120 amino acids)
Biological process (GO): cytoplasmic translation
Cellular component (GO): ribosome
Molecular function (GO): structural constituent of ribosome; RNA binding
Source: RefSeq, a predicted model, not a curated record
UUUUCUUUUUUUUUUCUUCCUCUUUCGUAUAGUUUAUCAUUUGCAAUGGCUCCUGCUAAGUCCACCGCUGCUGUCAAGAAGUCCAAGUUCGUCAUUGACUGUUCUGCUCCUGCUAACGACAAGAUCUUUGACGUUGCUGCUUUUGAAAAGUACCUCCAUGAUCGUGUCAAGGUUGAAGGUCGUACCAACAACUUGGGUGAAGCUGUGACCAUCACUCGUGCCGAUAACAAGAUCGUUGUUGUUGCCAACAUUGCUUUCUCCAAGCGUUACCUCAAGUACUUGACCAAGAAGUUCUUGAAGAAGAACCAAAUCCGUGACUGGCUUCGUGUCAUUGCUACUGAUAAGCAAACCUUCGAACUUCGUUACUUCAACAUUGCCAACGAUGAAGAAGAAGCUGACGAAGAAUAAACUUCAUGAUCUCUCUUUUUCGUUUUUUAUUUGUUAUCUAUCAAUAAAACAUGAUUUUGAAUGUGAUUUUUUUUUA